GCCAGUGUGCGUCCAGCAGAGCUCGCGGCGCCGCACACAUGCAGCACUGGGCCAGAAUGGUCUACCUCAACUACUACCGAAAGCGAGACAUGGAAAAGCAGAGGGAAAUUUUAAUGAUAAAGGAAAUUGAAUGCAGCAAAAUAAAUGCAUCGAAUACACCAGGAUCAUGUGAACCAGUAUGGGAUACAAUUUCAUGCUGGCCAGAGACAGAACCUGGACAAUACCGGAUUCUACCAUGUGCAGACUACUUUCUAGGUUUUGAUCCUAUGAAAAAUGCGACAAAGUACUGUUACGAGAAUGGCACGUGGGAGCAUUGGAGCAACUACUCACAGUGUUCUGAUGGCGCGUACACCACAGUAACUGAACAGUUUGAUGAAACCCUUAAUGAUUCUUCAGUUGAGACAUAUGUGCAACUUUCAACAGACAUUUCCAAAGCAGGCUACAGUAUUUCAAUGGUAUCACUUAUUUUUGCAUUCACCAUUUUGGCAUCUGUCAGGACAUUGUGGUGCCCUCGAAAUAUUUUGCACAUGAACUUGUUUCUUUCAUUUAUUUUGAGAGCAUUUGUUUCACUACUUAAAGAGAGUAUUUUUGUUCUUUCUAUUGGUCUCCCAAGCAAUGUAGUAGAGAAAGGUGGUAUAUAUUUCUUCAAAGAACAACCUGAGAGAACUGUAUGGGACUGCAAAUUAGUAAUCAGUAUUUGGCAAUAUUUCAUCCUAGCUAAUUAUAGUUGGAUAUUGAUGGAAGCCCUCUACCUUCAUAAUCUUGUUUUCAAUGCUCUUUUUUCGGACAGAAGCAGUGUGAUACUCUACAUCAUUUUAGGUUGGGGAUUGCCUUUGUUGUUUCUUAUUCCAUGGAUUAUAUGCCGUAUUUUCUUAGAAGAUGACUUGUGUUGGACUUUAAAUUUAAAUAAACAUAUAUUUGCAAUUAUAUAUGUUCCUGUGGCUGCCUCGAAUAUUAUAUGUUUCAUAUUAUUCAUUAGGCUUGUCAGAGUUAUCUUCACAAAACUGCAAUCAUCAGUAUGUGAGCAGACACAAAUCUACAGACGCCUGGCAAAAUCAACACUAACACUUAUACCAUUGUUUGGAGUGCACUAUGUAGUAUUUCUGGCAUUUGAAAAUUCAAAAAUUGGGAUCCGAGCAGAAAUGGUGGUCCUCAUUACUAGCAGUCUAUUUGAUUCUUUCCAGGGCUUCCUUGUGGCACUUCUUUAUUGUUUCUUGAAUUCAGAGGUCAGGACAGAGCUAAAUAAGACACCUUUUCAGUGGCCCCAAAGAAGAAGAAGGAACACCGAUGCUAGUGAUGGAAAAGCAUUCCUAUCAGUCUCAGGUGCAGGCACUGCAGACAAGAAAAAAUAAUUUUAAAGCUACUAAAUCAUAAAUUUAAAAAGUUACUGUAAAAAUGACUUCCUGACUGAAUUAGAAAUUUGUUACCCCUUAAUUUAUUCAAUUUAAUCUAGCAUUUUGCAACAAUAAAAGCAUGUGAAUGUCUGUACUCAUAAUGAAAGGUGAUAUAUGGACUGAAAGAGGUGUUUAACUUGUGAAAAAUUGUGUACAUGAAACUUCCUGAUAGAUUGAAACUGUGUGCCGGAUCAAGACUGGGAACGUGGGAAGUGCUCUACCAGGAGAGCUUCUGUGAAGUUUGGAAGGUAGGAGACGAGUUACUGGCAGACAUAAAGCUGUAAUGACAGGUCAUGAGUUGUGCUUGGGUAGCUUAGUUGGUAGAGCACUUGCCCGUGAAAGGCAAACUUCCUGAGUUCAAGUCUUGGUCCAGCUCACAGUUUUAAUCUACCAGGAAGUUUCAUAUCAGCUCACACUCUGGUGCAGAGUGAAAAUUUAAUUCUGGAAUUGUGUACUUGCUUAACUGAAUGCUUAAAGUUGCAUAAUCUAAAAUAGAUCUCUUACGGUAAUACUCCAUUAGAAUUUAUCUCCAUCUACAUAAACAAUGUAUCAUCAUCAUCUCUCUUAAAUCAUGUAAUACAUUAAAAUUAAUGACAAAGA
This is a messenger RNA of Schistocerca gregaria, 1994 nucleotides long. Its product is annotated as parathyroid hormone/parathyroid hormone-related peptide receptor-like. Gene Ontology annotation, biological process: adenylate cyclase-modulating G protein-coupled receptor signaling pathway; cell surface receptor signaling pathway. Gene Ontology annotation, molecular function: G protein-coupled peptide receptor activity; peptide hormone binding. Gene Ontology annotation, cellular component: plasma membrane. The record is from RefSeq and is a predicted model, not a curated record. The transcript has 12 exons. Bases 39 to 1352 code for a protein of 437 amino acids. Lineage: Eukaryota; Metazoa; Arthropoda; Insecta; Orthoptera; Acrididae.